Molecule: messenger RNA, 732 nt
Organism: Striga hermonthica
Lineage: Eukaryota; Viridiplantae; Streptophyta; Magnoliopsida; Lamiales; Orobanchaceae
Source: the annotation of a GenBank genome assembly
AUGGAUGAACCUUCUUCUUCUUCUUCAUCUUUCUCUUUUUCAUCUUCCAUACUUCUCAGCCGCAGCCCGGCCAUUGAUCGCCACAAUCCCAUCAUCACCGAUUCCAGACGAUCACUCCCAUCACCCACUCAUAUCCCGCCACGUGUCACCACCAAACCACACCACCACAAGAAGAAGAACAAGAAUAUCAAUACCAUUACUAUUACUACUCCUCCAACUAAUAAUAAUAAAGAAAAAAUUAUCCCGACAAAGGAAAACGAAAAACGGGCCGACAAAAGUGCUAGAAAGCCCGAUGUCGGAAAGAACGUGAGGAUUAGCCCGUCUAGCUCGACAAGGUACUUGCUGAACGAAAGCGUGUUGUUUGAAGACUUGUCGAAUUUCGGUUCGGCCCGGAAGAUAUUUUCGACCGAAAAGCCAAAGGAUGAUGAUGUGAAGGUAGUUGUUUUGAGAGUGUCUUUGCAUUGCAGAGGGUGUGAGAGGAAAAUGAGAAAGCACUUAUCAAGAAUGCAAGGCGUGACGUCGUUUGACAUAGACUUUACGGCAAAAAAGGUGACGGUGGCCGGGAAUAUAACUCCAUUGGAGGUGUUUUCGAGCAUAUCUAAGGUUAAAUAUGCCCAGCUUUGGUCUCCAAACCUGACAUCAUCAUCAACAUCAUCAUCACCAAUCAAUCUCAAUCUCAUGAGUAACUCAGAGUUCAAGAAUGUGUUCAAAGGAUCUUCAUCUGUUGGUUAA